AUGACUAUUAUAGACUCAACAAAGAGAGACAAGAAUCUCAACACAAAAAUAAGAGCCAAAACUCUUAGGCCAAAGAAACGCAAAAGACUAGAAAAUGAUCAAACAAUAUUUAUUAGCAAGAAAAUGAUAAAAAUACAACAAACAAAUAGUGAAACUCUUGUUGCAAAAAAAAAAAAUUUACUUCUAUCCCUAUUAAAAUCCAAUACUUCAGAAAUUACCUUACAAGACAGAACAACCCUAGGACAACCAAAUUUAGAACAUACUAGCAGACUCUCUAAAAAUUGGGCAGACGAAUUCGAAGAAGUAUCUAGAACACAACAUAGAGUACAAUUGAACUCCACUAUGGUAAACAACAAAGAGCCGGAAAAUUCUUUGGCCAACUCAUAUAAGACAAAAGCAGAUGGGGGAGAUAAACUCAUGGCUGAAAAUGCAGAGAAUCAGGUCAUCGAUACCUCAGAUCAAGUACAACCUCAAUUAGUAUCUAAACAGACUGCCUUUACAGACAUCUCACAUAUGGAAACAUAUGAUACUGAUACAAAUAUAGAAACUGAUUAUACAAACCCCAACCCAAGCUCUUCGUAUGGUCAGCAGAGAAAAAUAACCGGUACAGAAACAAAGAUUCUUCAUCUAGAAAUUUGGACCAAAAAAAUCAAAAUAA
Racocetra persica is the source of this 658-nucleotide messenger RNA. The record is from the annotation of a GenBank genome assembly. Lineage: Eukaryota; Fungi; Glomeromycota; Glomeromycetes; Diversisporales; Gigasporaceae.